AUGGGACCUCUCCCAUCGUGGAUCACCCCGCCACUCCAGCUCGCCGCGAUCCCCUCGCAAGGCUCUUCUGAUACACGCCCUCCUCCUCACUUCCUCAAUCGCCGCUCCAGUACCAUCUCCAUACCAGCGACUUACGGCGGCCUCAACUCCGGCCCUGCACCGGGAACCGUUGCGGGGAUCGUGAUCGGCUCCGUCGCAGGAUUCAUCCUAUUCAUCUACCUCCUCUACCUCGUUAUAGGACCCAAGGGACCCCCCGCCGUCGUUGAUGAAGAGGUCGUCGUCCGUCGCGGCGGCGGCGGCGGCCACCCGCCCUCCCGCCGCAGCAGUCGAAGGCACAAUCAUAACGACGACACCGUCGUCGUUGUCGAGGACGAAAUGAGCGAAGCCUCCGCCGGCGGCCGGUACAGACGUGAAGAGGAUAGAAUCGUGGUCGACGAGUCGGUCUCCUCGCACAUACACACAGAAGACGAAUUCGUCGAGGUCAUCGAGCAGCAUUCGUCGAUCGCGUCACCAACGCCGCCACCGCGGAGACCUGGAGGGCGGUCGUAUCGAAGGGUGGAUCCGAAUGAGUUCGGGGGGGGCGACUCAGAGCUGAGCAGUCACUAUUAG
Penicilliopsis zonata CBS 506.65 is the source of this 609-nucleotide messenger RNA. RefSeq lists its product as hypothetical. The transcript has a single exon. The record is from RefSeq and is a predicted model, not a curated record. NCBI's taxonomy places the organism in Eukaryota, Fungi, Ascomycota, Eurotiomycetes, Eurotiales, Aspergillaceae. The coding region runs from base 1 to 609 and encodes 202 amino acids.